GUGCGCCAGUCUGCGCAGGCCAGGGCGCCCUCUAGAGGGGAGAGCUGGGGGAGCAGCCAGUAGCUGCCCGUUUGAACGUGUGCCUGAGUCGCUCUCCCUGGGAAGUCAGAUCGAGGCUGGAGUUCCAUUGGAACCCUGCGCUGCAUUCCAUUCCAAUUCCAUUCAUGCUGGUCGGCGGCAGCGGCGGCGGAGCGAGCGAGGCGCGGAGCCGAGCCCCGGCUUGCCGGGAGGGGGGAGGGCUCGUUGGUUGGUGGGGAAUGUGAUUAUGGCUGGCACAUCUGAAGCAAGCUCCAGUCCAGGCGGGCUGACCAGGCUGCCAGUGUCUAUGAUGCCCUGAAUGUGGAGCCUAGCAGAAGCAGAGGAGACCUUGGCCCUGUAAUACCCCCUCCCCUUGCCCCUGUAAUACCCCCUCCCCUUGCCCCAUCCCUCUAUUUUGGGUUGGCUUCUAUUUAUUUUGUGGCUGGCUUUGGGCACGGCCCUGGUCGGAUGUGACACUGCUGCAAUGUGGCUCCUUCGGCUCAAGCACCACUUGUCCGUUAACAUCUGGACCCUGCUGCUUUUGGGGAGCGCCUGGCUACCACUGGCAGAGGGCACCCCCAAAUCCCCCUUUAGGACUUUCUCUGUCACAGACUGGAGCUUGACACACCUGGUGGUCCACAACAAAACUGGGGAGGUCUAUGUGGGCGCUGUCAACCGGAUCUACAAGCUCUCCAACAACCUGACGUUGUUGCGUGCCCAUGUGACAGGGCCGGUGGAUGAUAACGAGAAGUGCUAUCCACCCCCCAGCGUCCAGUCCUGCCCCCAUGGGCUGGUUACCACCAACAACGUCAACAAGCUGCUGCUGGUGGACUACUCAGGGAACCGGCUGAUCGCCUGUGGCAGCGCCUCCCAGGGCAUCUGCCAGUUCCUACGCUUGGACGACCUCUUCAAGCUGGGGGAACCCCACCACCGCAAGGAGCAUUACCUCUCCAGCGUCAACGAGUCAGGCACCAUGUCGGGUGUCAUCAUUGAGGUGCUUAACGGACAAAACAAGCUCUUCAUCGGGACGCCGAUUGAUGGGAAGUCUGAGUACUUCCCAACCCUCUCCAGUCGCAAGUUGAUGACUAACGAGGAGAACGCGGAGAUGUUUGGCUUUGUCUACCAGGACGAGUUUGUCUCCUCCCAGCUCAAGAUCCCCUCAGACACGCUCUCCAAGUUCCCCACGUUUGACAUUUACUACAUCUAUAGCUUCAGCAGUGAGCAGUUCGUCUACUACCUGACUUUGCAGUUGGACACCCAGCUCACCUCGCCUGACUCCACAGGGGAGCAGUUCUUCACCUCCAAAAUCGUCCGCCUCUGUGUGGAUGACCCCAAGUUCUACUCCUACGUGGAGUUCCCCAUCGGCUGCGUGCGGGACGGCGUCGAGUACCGUCUGAUACAGGAUGCGUACCUCAGCAAGCCCGGCAAGGUGCUUGCCAAGCAGCUGGGCAUCUCGGAGCAGGAAGACAUCCUCUUCACUGUUUUCUCCCAGGGCCAGAAGAACAGGGUCAAGCCACCCAAGGAGUCCGUCCUCUGCCUCUUCACUCUGAAAAAGAUCAAAGACAAAAUCAAGGAGCGCAUCCAGUCUUGCUACCGAGGAGAGGGAAAGCUGUCACUACCCUGGCUAUUGAACAAGGAAUUGGGUUGCAUCAACUCGCCUCUGCAGAUUGAUGACUAUUUCUGUGGCCAGGAUUUUAACCAGCCGCUGGGCGGGACAGUGACCAUCGAGGGGACAGCGCUCUUUGUGGAUAAGGAGGAUGGCAUGACCUCGGUGGCUGCCUACGACUACCGGGGACACACUGUGGUCUUCGCUGGCACGCGGAGUGGCAGGAUCAAAAAGAUCCUGGUGGACUUGGCCAGUCCCAGCGGGCGCCUGGCACUGCAGUAUGAGAACGUCGUGGCCCACGAGGGCAGCUCCAUCCUGCGAGACCUGGUGCUCAGCCCUGACCGCCAGCACAUCUACGCCAUGACUGAGAAACAGGUGACACGAGUGCCCGUGGAGAGCUGUGAGCAAUACAAGAGCUGUGCGCUGUGCCUGGGCUCCAGGGACCCCCACUGCGGCUGGUGUGUCCUCCAUAACCUCUGCUCGCGGAAGGACCGAUGUGAGCGGGCUGAUGAGCCUCAGCGCUUUGCCUCGGACCUGCGCCAGUGCGUCCAGCUCACCGUCCAGCCCAAGAACAUAUCGGUCACCAUGUCCGAGGUCUCGCUGGUUCUGCAGGCCUGGAACGUCCCAGAUCUCUCCGCCGGGGUGAACUGCUCCUUUGAAGAUUUUACGGAGUCCGAGAGCCGCAUUGAAGACGGGAGGAUCUACUGUAGCUCUCCAUCUGCAAAGGAUGUUAUCCCCAUCACCAGGGGCAGGGGCGACAAGCGGGUGGUGAAGCUCUACCUGAAAUCCAAGGAGACUGGGAAGAAGUUUGCUGCUGUGGAUUUCAUUUUCUACAACUGCAGCGUCCAUCAGUCCUGCCUGUCCUGUGUGAAUGGCUCCUUCCCAUGCCACUGGUGUAAAUAUCGGCACAUCUGCACCCACAACGCUGCUGACUGCUCCUUCCAGGAGGGGCGUGUCAACAUGUCUGAGGACUGCCCACAGAUUCUGCCCUCCACCCAGAUCUACAUCCCUGUGGGCGUGGUGAAGCCCAUCACUCUGACAGCCAAGAACCUGCCACAGCCACAGUCUGGCCAGCGCAACUACGAAUGCAUCUUCCACAUCCCCGGCAGCACCACCCGCGUCACAGCUCUGCGCUUCAACAGCACCAGCAUCCAGUGCCAGAACACCUCGUAUUUCUAUGAAGGGAAUGACAUCAGCGACCUGCCCGUGAACCUGUCCGUGGUGUGGAAUGGAAACUUCGUCAUCGACAACCCCCAGAACAUCCAGGCUCACCUGUACAAGUGCUCGGCCUUGCGUGAAAGCUGUGGCCUCUGCCUCAAGGCAGAUCCGCGCUUCGAGUGUGGCUGGUGCGUGACGGAGAAGAGGUGCACCCUGCGGCAGCACUGCCCAGCCUACGAGAGCAGCUGGAUGCACGCCAGCAACGGCAACAGCCGCUGUACAGACCCCAAGAUCAUCAAGCUGUCACCUGAGACCGGCCCCAGGCAAGGAGGGACCCGUCUGACCAUCACCGGGGAGAACCUAGGCCUGAAGUUUGAGGAUGUGCGCUUGGGAGUGCGGGUCGGCAAAGUGAUGUGCAUCCCCAUCGAGAGCGAGUACAUCAGCGCUGAGCAAAUUGUGUGUGAGAUCGGAGACGCCAGCCCAGGCCGAGCGCACGAUGCCCGUGUGGAGGUGUGCAUCAGGGACUGCUCCCCCAGCUACAGGGCCACAUCCCCCAAAAGCUUCACGUUUGUGACGCCCACUUUCUACCGUGUGACUCCGGCUCGGGGUCCCCUCUCUGGGGGCACCUGGAUUAGCAUUGAGGGCAACCACCUCAACGCGGGCAGUGAUGUCACAGUGACCAUCGGGGGACGACAGUGUGUCUUUUCUUGGAGGAACGCCCGGGAGAUCCGGUGCCGGACGCCACCAGGCCAGAGCCCUGGUGGGUCACCCAUCCUCAUCAAUAUCAACCGGGCUGAGCUGAGCAACCCCGAGGUGAAGUACAAUUACACAGAGGACCCCACCAUCCAGAAGAUAGACCCAGAGUGGAGCAUCAACAGCGGUGGGACAUUGCUGACUGUGACAGGCACCAACCUGGCCACCAUCAAAGAGCCCAGGAUCCGUGCCAAGUACAGCAGUGCUGAGAGGGAGAACAACUGCACUGUCUACAACGACACCACCAUACUGUGCUACGCUCCAUCCAUCGACAACCCGUCCCGGAGCCCCCCCGAGAUCGGUGACCGCCCAGAUGAGAUUGGCUUUGUCAUGGAUAAUGUCCAGGCGCUGCUGAUUGUUAAUACCACCAACUUCGUCUAUUAUCCGGACCCCGUCUUUGAGCCCCUCAGCCCCUCUGGCAUGCUGGAGCUCAAGCCCAGCUCUCCCCUUAUCCUCAAGGGCCGGAACCUGCUCCCGCCGGCUGCUGGUAACUCCCGGCUGAACUACACGGUGCUGAUUGGUGACACUCCCUGCGCCCUGACGGUCUCCGAGACCCAGCUCUUGUGCGAGUCGCCAAACCUCACGGGACAGCACAAAGUCACGAUCAAGGCUGGAGGGUUUGAGUUCUCCCCGGGGACGCUGCAGAUCUACUCGGACAGCCUCCUGACACUGCCUGCCAUCAUCGGGAUCGGCGGCGGGGGCGGCCUCCUUCUGCUCAUCAUCAUCAUUGUCCUCAUCGCCUACAAGCGCAAGUCCCGGGACGCUGACCGCACCCUGAAACGCCUGCAGCUGCAGAUGGACAACCUGGAGUCCCGCGUGGCCUUGGAGUGCAAGGAGGCUUUUGCCGAACUGCAGACAGACAUCCACGAGCUGACGAACGACUUAGACGGGGCUGGCAUCCCCUUCCUGGACUAUCGCACCUAUGCCAUGAGGGUCCUCUUCCCCGGGAUAGAAGACCAUCCUGUGCUGAAGGAGAUGGAGGUCCAGGCGAAUGUGGAGAAGUCCUUGAGCCUCUUUGGGCAGCUCUUGAACAAGAAGCAUUUCCUGCUAACCUUCAUCCGCACCUUGGAGGCGCAACGCAGCUUCUCCAUGCGGGACCGGGGCAACGUGGCUUCCCUGAUCAUGACAGCGCUGCAGGGGGAGAUGGAGUAUGCCACAGGCGUGCUGAAGCAACUCCUCUCAGACCUGAUUGAGAAGAACCUGGAGAGCAAGAACCAUCCCAAGCUGCUCUUGCGGAGGACGGAGUCUGUGGCUGAGAAGAUGCUGACGAAUUGGUUCACGUUCCUCCUGUACAAGUUUUUAAAGGAGUGUGCUGGAGAGCCUCUCUUUAUGCUGUACUGUGCCAUCAAACAGCAGAUGGAGAAGGGACCGAUUGACGCCAUCACCGGAGAGGCCCGCUACUCGCUGAGCGAAGACAAGCUGAUCCGGCAGCAGAUUGACUACAAAAUGCUGACACUGAACUGCGUGAACCCUGAGAAUGAGAAUGCCCCCGAGAUUCCUGUCAAGGUUCUGAAUUGCGACACCAUCACACAGGUGAAGGAGAAGCUGCUAGAUGCCGUCUACAAGGGCGUGCCCUACUCCCAGAGACCCAAGGCAGGAGACAUGGACCUGGAGUGGCGGCAGGGCAGGAUGGCCCGAAUCAUUCUGCAGGAUGAAGACGUGACCACAAAGAUAGACAAUGACUGGAAAAGGCUCAACACCCUCGCCCACUACCAGGUGACUGAUGGCUCCUCUGUGGCACUGGUGCCCAAGCAGAACUCGGCGUACAACAUCUCCAACUCUUCCACCUUCACCAAGUCACUCAGCAGAUAUGAGAGCAUGCUCCGGACAGCCAGCAGUCCCGACAGUCUACGUUCACGGACCCCCAUGAUCACACCGGACCUGGAGAGUGGCACCAAGCUUUGGCACCUAGUGAAGAAUCAUGACCACAUGGACCAGCGGGAGGGAGACCGGGGCAGCAAGAUGGUGUCUGAGAUCUAUCUGACCCGUCUGUUGGCCACCAAGGGCACCUUGCAGAAGUUCGUCGAUGACCUGUUUGAGACCAUCUUCAGCACGGCACACCGCGGGAGCGCCCUGCCCCUGGCCAUCAAGUACAUGUUCGACUUUCUGGACGAACAAGCCGACAAACAUCAGAUCAACGAUUAUGACGUCCGGCACACCUGGAAGAGUAACUGUCUACCUCUGCGUUUUUGGGUGAAUGUGAUUAAGAACCCCCAGUUCGUGUUUGACAUUCACAAGAACAGUAUUACUGAUGCUUGCCUAUCUGUGGUGGCACAGACAUUCAUGGACUCCUGCUCAACUUCUGAGCACAAGCUAGGGAAAGACUCUCCCUCCAACAAACUACUGUAUGCCAAGGACAUCCCCAACUAUAAGAGCUGGGUAGAAAGAUAUUAUGCAGAUAUUGCUAAAAUGCCAGCAAUCAGUGACCAGGACAUGAGUGCUUACCUGGCGGAGCAGUCCCGGUUACAUCUGAGCCAGUUCAACAGCAUGAGUGCGCUGCACGAGAUCUACUCAUACAUCACCAAGUACAAGGAUGAGAUUUUAGCUGCUUUAGAGAAGGAUGAACAGGCCCGGAGGCAACGGCUGAGGAGUAAGCUGGAGCAGGCAAUUGACACAAUGGCCCUCAGCAGCUGAAAAGGCCAAGGCAGCCCUGACAGUUUUCUAGCAGUGGAUACUACAAGAGAGAGGGCCAGCAAGAGGCAUCAGCAGAGUACUUUGGGUCCAGAGCCAAAUGAACACGCGGAGCCCGCCGCAUCUCGAAACUCUUAACACAAACGAACAAGGAAACGUACCACCGUAUCAAACCAAUCCAAUCAGACCUAUCCAGAGACCUUGCAAAAGGGAUGGCGUGGGCUGGAGUGCAAAGGAGCCAAGAAGAACUGCAGGGAGCUUGCAGCGCACCCGGCACAGCUGCUCCACCUGGGGGAUGUCCCCGAUCUGGCGAUGGAGGCUGGAGGGUCGGGGACUGCACUAACUUCGAGGGCAACAUGUCUGAUGUUGUUGUUUUUAGCGCAGGGAGGGUGGGCGGGGCGUUUGUUUUUUCUGUACUUGACUCGCUCCCCCUUCCUCCCCACCUGCCUCCCAGCUCUUCGCCCCAUCCCUUCCCCCUUCUCUCCCUCCCUCCCUCCCUCCUCCCCACCCCAGCUCUCUGGCCUUCUGCCAUUAGUGUUAACUGCUAUAUUUGCACAAUUUACAAGAGAGAAACAAAAAAAAAUUAAUUUAAAACAAAGUAUAACGCGAAGGGGAAGGGAGGUUCUAAAUUUUGCAACAAACUAACAUAAAAAAAGGGUUUUAAAAAAUAACUCAAAGAACUGAUUCUGGGAGGAGAAGGGUGGGGGUGGGUGGGGAGUGGGAGACAAGUCCCAUAACCUUGGGGUAUUUCAUAAAAUUUGUCCUGUGCCAUGUUUGAUUUGAAUGUUGUUUAGUGCAGAAAGCAAAACAGAAUUUUUUGUUAGCUGAAUCAGCUCUAAUUUACAUGCUGCUUAAGUGGUGUCCGAAGGCCACAAUCCAAGAGGAGGAAGAACAGAGAGGGGAGACGAUCUUCGGGGCCUUUUCCCAGGGAUCGGCCGGUGCUGUGAAUCAUGGCGGGAGAGUGGCGUGGCAUGGUGUCGACUUCAUCCUUGUUUUUAUUUGCACGUUGCUAUUUCUGCGUGGGGCAGGACAAUGCAGAUGAAGGAGGAGAAUCGUUGAGCUCUUUAUAGCCAGAGCUUGUGCUCCAUCCUCUCUUGUGAAAGGGGAGUUUCCCAGUAGCAUUCCCUGGUGGUGGUUGGUGCUGUGAGGGGUGUCUGGGCCAUGGAGAAGCCCUCAGGGGCCUUUCAGGCUGGGAAGCCGUUGAAAACAGACCUUGCAGUUGGGCGUCUCCAUGACUCCAAGUGCAGGUAGACGACUGUAGUGGGGAGAGAAAAGGAGGACUUGUGUCACCUUAGAGACUAACCAAUUUAUUUGAGCAUAAGCUUUCGUGAGCUACAGCAUCGGAUGAAGUGAGCUGCAGCUCACGAAAGCUUAUGCUCAAAUAAAUUGGUUAGUCUCUAAGGUGCCACAAGUCCUCCUUUUCUUUUGCGAAUACAGACUAACACGGCUGCUACUCUGAAACCUGUAGUGGGGAGGUUAAUGUUCUGGAAGCUUGAGCUCGCGCUAUAUCCAAGUGAAUUAGGAGCAAAGGGCUUUCAGACCCAAACAGGGGUAGCGUGAAGGGAGUGUCAGCAUGGGGCUUUGGCAUCCUGCCCGUCUUUGCCUCCCUUGAGAACGUUUCCUUCUGACACCCUGUAAUGGCCUGAGGUGCUGAGCAUCUCAGCGCAUUUGCAGCUCUUGGCUUUCUGUAAAGCAGCCUUAAUGAGGCCACUGAUGGCAGCUGGCUUGCACUCCAGCUGAGCUCCGAAAGCUCUCCAAUCCCAGGGUUCUCCCAGAACUACCCGGCAGGUUCCCGCAUUUAAAGCAGUUGGAGACAGUAGUCAAACAUACUCUUUUUUUUUUUUUUUUUUUUUUUAUAGCAAGGAGCUAGGUGUGAGGUGCAGGGAGCUGUCAGCCUGCCACUCCGCUGUAACUAAGCCUUAACCCACUGCAGCCUAGCCAUCCAAUUACAAGCAUUUUUGUCCGGAGCUACAUCAGUGGAUUUGUUUCCGGUUAGGCCUAACCGAUCCCAGGAAAGGGGAAGAGGAUGGGGGGCCUGGGAGUGGCCCUGGAAUUUUUACUGCAUGGUAAAAUCAUUUUUCUUGGUCCUCUUUUUGUGCUGGUGUAAGGGAAGGGCCCGGAUCAUCCGGGGAAAUGGUUUAGAUCCUUAUUUCUCUUCAGAUAUCUUUCAAAGACCAGUGAUGCCAUAUAAGGGUUUUCUCUGUAGCUGCACUUGUUCUGGACGAACCACUGGGGCAGAGGGAUAUAUGGGACGUAACCUCAGAUGGAACGAAAGCAGAAAAAGAAAAGAUCUAGACUUGUGUGUAGUUGGUUAUGGGCUUAGAGGGCAAACCCUGAGUGGUGAUUGCCUUAGCUCUCCAGAUUUGAAUUCCCCGCAUACUAGGCUGUCUCAGAUCCCUGCUGCUACUGUGUACGCUGUCAGGAGCUGUUGGCACAAAAGGUUGGAGAGGGUUCUGUAAACUAAGCUGUUCGAUGAGCUCGCCAUGCACUGAUUUAACCACUCACCCCACCGUCCCCAAGCCCCAGGAGCGAGUGUGUGUGUGGUGUCUCUGCACAGCUCACACAGUGGUGAUGCUAAUUAUCCAGAUAGUUAUGUGCUUAGGUACUAGGGUGAAGGGCGCAAUAGAAACCCUCUGAUAGAUAAUCAGGAGACAGCGCAAGAGGGAGGGCAGGAGGGACUGUGGGGUUUCUGCUGUGGCUGCCAUGUUGCGCUGUAUUUUGGUGGUGCUACACAUAGCUCACACCCCCACUGUGUGUGUACACAUACAACCACCCAGCACCUCUAUGUCCCACCAGAGCCCUCGCGUGGCAUCACUCAGCCGUGGUUGGAAAGGGCCCUCAAAAUCCACAGGGCUGAUUUCCAGCCCCCUCCCUGAGGAACGAGUGUUUUAUAAAGCACCUGAGAAUUCUCCUUUUAGCCUUUAUUAGCCCGCUGAGAGCUAGGUGAGGAACCAAAGCAUUCUGACUUGGCCGGCUCUACAGACCCCAGGAAACCAAAUACACGCCGGGAUCUGAUGGGGUUUCUGCCCAGAAUGUACCUCUUUCCCCUCUCCUUACUCUUUCUUCCCUUCUUGCUCUCUUCCCACCCCCCACCCCUCUGUCUUUUUGGAUGAUUGUUCCAUUCUCUCAUUUCACUGGAAACCCAGGGAUCCAUCUCCUUUGGAAGCCUCUGCUUGGCAUGUCAGAUCCUCAUGGCUUUAUUAUUUAAAGAAACAAAGGUGCCGAGCCGCUGCCCAGACUCAGAGCAGGUGACCAAAACCUUCUAUAAACUUACAAUUUUCUUUUGCAUACAGUACUGCGAAUCUACAUUGCUGUCUGGGCCAAGGAGGGGCCCACACCAUGCCAGAGGUGGGCUACUGAAAAUUUUUUAAAAAACCGGCUCGGUUUCUAUCCAUUCCCUUAGAUUGCAAGUAAGGGGCGGAGGGGGGGAAAUAAUGAAGUUUUUAAUUAAAAAAUAGAGUGUGUAUAUAUAUAUAUAUAUAUAUGUGGUUACAAUCUAAUUCUUGUGCCCCAGUGGGGUGCUGUAUAGUUAACUGAAGGAGAAACAAACCAAUAUUAAAUGGAUUUACACAGCCAGUGGAAAAUACCAAAUGAUCUGGAAGAAAUUUCCAAGCAUUUCUCACCAAGCAGAACAAUCUUUUGAAGCCUGCACAUCUCUAAUUACGUUGUAAUUUUGUUUUUUGAAUUAAAGAAGAGGAGAAGGAGAAGAUGAUUUAAAAAAAUAAAACAACAAAAAAACAAAAAACAAAAAAUUUAAAAAAAGAUAAAAUAAAUACCCAACCCAACCUGAGCCAUCUCCGGAGUUGUGGGACCUGUGGGCUGUUGCAUGACUGUGCUAGAUUUUAGUCUGAGUUGAACUUUUUAAGGAACAAAAACAAAAAACUGCAAGUGUUGAAUACUAGAGGUUCGUUUAGACCCUUUCUGUUACAUUUUGGAAUUAAUUUGUCACUUUCUCAUCAAAGACAAACAUUAAUUUGACUUCAGUGGUUUACUUCUCAAAAUGGUACUCAGACCCUUAAAGGACAGCUAUGUGCCAGCGGGCCCCCCAAAGAGGCAACAUCUGUUUCGCUUGCUCCCUUGGGAUCUCCUUCAGCAGUUGCGAGAGGGAAGGAAUCCUCAAGUGAAACUGGGCUGUGGGCCAUGAAACAUUGCUUUGUGGAUACGCUAGAAAAUGAGGGCCAGAUCCUCAGCUGGUGUAAAUUGGCAGAGUUUCAUUGAAAUCAGUGUCUUUUAAGAGACGAGGGGCACGUUGAUCUAAAGUUUUUCCCGUUUCUCUUUCUUGCUGUGUUGCUCUGGUUGAAGCAUGUUCAAGGCCAGUGCCACCAACCUAGCUAGGAAUUUACACUCAUCACUGUGGUAUCUUGGCCAAAAUAACCCACAUUAGUGGGAAGGGCAUUUCUGUGGUGAGGCUGCUUUAUUAUCUUUAGCCCAAGAAUGACUUAAAUCAGUAACCAGUUGUUUUUAGAUCCUCCAGCUACAUCAAAUAGGAGACAGUUUUUAUGUAGACAAUUUCUAGGCUGUAAUUACACCGCACCUGGUCUUUAAUUAGGUAGAAGGUAUAUAUGGGUGGGAGCCCAAAGGCCUUCUGGACUUGAGUUUUGGUUCAGCCACGCGAGAGAUGGGGAUGAGGGGAACAGUGAAGUCUCGAUUCAGAUCUGGAUCCAAAGCUGAAAUGCAGGCCUGUCUUGGCUAGAGAGGGACUCCGUUCAGACCAGGUGGGCAGGAGGGUGCAGUUCAGCCUGCCUGCACUUCUACCUGACCUUCCAGCCAUUGGGAGUGAGCUCUGUCUUUUACUGAGCUCCUGUGUGUCCUCCUCCCUUUGUUGCUGUAGGGACCUAGCUUCUACCUGCAUUUCUCCUUUCCAGUCAGUCUGACAGAGUCAUUCAUCUCCCCCGAUCCCCCCCUGCCCUUGUGCUGACAAAUUGUGAGGCCACCAGUGGCCUCACAUGAAUCAGGCAGGAGGAGCCAGC
Chelonia mydas (Green sea turtle) is the source of this 11136-nucleotide messenger RNA. RefSeq names its product plexin A1 (gene PLXNA1). Gene Ontology annotation, biological process: negative regulation of cell adhesion; regulation of GTPase activity; regulation of cell migration. Gene Ontology annotation, cellular component: semaphorin receptor complex. Bases 503 to 6169 code for a protein of 1888 amino acids. The record is from RefSeq and is a predicted model, not a curated record. NCBI's taxonomy places the organism in Eukaryota, Metazoa, Chordata, Testudines, Cheloniidae. The transcript has 32 exons. Gene Ontology annotation, molecular function: protein binding; semaphorin receptor activity.